This is a messenger RNA of Indicator indicator, 3000 nucleotides long. RefSeq names its product EPH receptor A10 (gene EPHA10). Gene Ontology annotation, cellular component: neuron projection; plasma membrane. The transcript is spliced from 17 exons. Gene Ontology annotation, biological process: cell surface receptor protein tyrosine kinase signaling pathway; axon guidance; protein phosphorylation. The record is from RefSeq and is a predicted model, not a curated record. Gene Ontology annotation, molecular function: transmembrane-ephrin receptor activity; ATP binding; protein binding. The coding region runs from base 1 to 3000 and encodes 999 amino acids. Lineage: Eukaryota; Metazoa; Chordata; Aves; Piciformes; Indicatoridae.
AUGGCGACGGCGCGCGGCAGCGGCGGCUUCCCCCGAGCGCUGCCGCUGCUGUUGCUGCCGCUGCUCCCGGUGUUGCUGCCGUCGCUGCUGCCCCGCGCCGCCGCCGAGCAGGUUGUCCUGCUGGACUCAAAGGAAUCGCAGGCGGAGCUGGGCUGGACCUCUCACCCGUCCAACGGGUGGGAAGAAAUCAGUGGUGUGGAUGAGAAUUACAAACCCAUCCGCACCUACCAGGUCUGCAACGUCAUGGAGCCCAACCAGAACAACUGGCUGCAGACAGGCUGGAUCGCCAGGGGCGACGGCCAGCGCAUCUUCAUCGAGCUGAAGUUCACCCUGCGGGACUGCAACAGCAUCCCUGGUGUGACUGGCACCUGCAAGGAGACUUUCAACCUGUACUACGUUGAGUCUGACUCUGACCUGGGUGGUCACGUCCAUGAGAGCAAGCACACCAAGAUCGACACCAUUGCUGCUGAUGAGAGCUUCACGCAGGGGGACCUGGGCGAGCGUAAGAUGAAGCUGAACACCGAGCUGAGGGAGAUUGGGCACCUGAGCAAGAGAGGCUUCCACCUGGGCUUCCAGGAUGUGGGUGCCUGUGUGGCGCUGGUCUCCGUGCGGGUCUAUUACAAGAAGUGCCUCAGCACCGUGCAGAACCUGGCCGUGUUCCCGGACACGGUGGCGGAGGUGGCCUUCGCGACGCUGGUGGAAGUUAAGGGCACUUGCGUGGCUCAUGCUGAAGUGGACGUGGAUAAUCCCCCCCGGAUGCACUGCAGCGCAGAGGGCGAGUGGCUGGUGCCCAUUGGGAAGUGUGCCUGUGGUCCUGGCUUCGAGGAGAAGGAUGGGGAAUGCAGAGCUUGCCUUCCUGGAUUUUACAAGCUGUCCCUCCGGCUCCCUCUCUGCUCUCCUUGCCCUGAGCACAGCUUCACGCAUGAGGAAGCCUCCACGUUCUGUCUGUGCCAGAAGAACUACUCCAGGUCCCCAUCAGACCCACCAUCUGCCUCCUGCACACGUCCCCCCUCUGCCCCGAGGAACCUGGUGUACAGCCUGCGGCAGUCGUCGCUGGUGCUGGAGUGGAGUGCCCCUGCCGACGCAGGCGGCCGGAGCGACCUCACCUACAGCCUGUGGUGCGGGCGCUGCCCGGCGGCGCUGCGGGGCCGCUGCGAGCAGUGCGGCAGCAGCGUGGGCUUCGUGCCGCAGCAGACAGGGCUGGUGGGCCGCACCGUCACCCUGGUGAACCUGCUGCCUCAUGCCAACUACACCAUCCGCGUGGCGGCCGUCAACGGCGUCUCGGCCCUCAGCCCGCUGGCCGGGCAGCAGUACGCCGAGGUCAACGUCUCCACUGGCCUCGCAGCACCAACUCCUGUCACUGACAUCCACACGGAUAAGGUUGAGCAGAAGAGUGUCUCCUUGUCCUGGCAGGUGCCAGGCUUCCCAACCACCAACAGCACUGAGUACGAGGUCAAGUACUAUGAGAAGGAUCAGAGAGAUCAAAGUUACUCGACUGUGAAAACCACAUCCCCAGCCGUGACGGUCAAUAACCUGAAGCCUGGCACCCUCUACAUUUUCCAAGUCCGCACAUCCUCCUCGCCGGACUACGGAGGCUCCAGCCCCAGCAUUGAAGUGGAGACGCUGGCAGAGCUGCCGGUGGCGUCCAGCGAGCAGAACCCUGCCCUCAUCAUCGCCGUGGUGGCCAUCGCGGCGCUGACGGUGCUGGUGUCCGUAGUGAUCGGUGUGAUGGUCUGGAGGAGACAGUGUGGGUACAGCAAGGCCAGCCAGGACGGGGACGAGGAGCUCUACUUCCAUUUUAAAAUACCCACCAGGAGGACCUACAUCGACCCUGACACUUGUGAAGAUCCCAUGCAAGCUGUGCACCUCUUUGCCAAAGAGCUGGAUAAUGCUAAUGUUAAAAUUGAGAGGAUCAUUGGAAAAGGGCAGUUUGGGGAGAUCUGCAGAGGCUGCCUGAAGCUGCCCAGCAAGCGUGAGCUGCCUGUGGCCAUCCAGACCCUGCGGGCAGGCUGCUCCGAGAAGCAGCAGCGCUUGUUCCUGGCAGAGGCCAGCACCAUGGGGCAGUUUGACCACUCCAAUGUCAUCCGCCUGGAGGGGGUCAUCACCAGAGGGAGCACCAUGAUGAUCGUGAUGGAGUACAUGGGGAAUGGUGUGCUGGACUCGUUCCUCAGGAAACACGAGGGACAGUUCACAGCCACCCAGCUCAUCUGCAUGUUGCAGGGGAUUGCCUCUGGCAUGAAGUACCUGGCAGAGAUGGGUUACAUACAUAAGAGCCUUGCUGCCCACAAAGUCCUGGUGAACAGCAGCCUGGCAUGCAAAAUAACUGGUUUCAGACGGCCACAAGAAGACAAGAUGGAGACCAUCUUCUCCACCAUGCGUGGGAAGAGCCUGGUGCUGUGGUCAGCCCCUGAAGCCAUUCAGUAUCACCACUUCAGCCCAGCCAGUGACGUCUGGAGCUUCGGCAUCGUCAUGUGGGAAGUGAUGUCCUAUGGCGAGAGACCCUACUGGGACAUGUCCAACCAGGACGUGAUGAAGGCUGUGGAGGAUGGGUUCCGCCUACCUGCCCCAGUGAACUGUCAGCCGCCCCUGCACCAGCUCAUGCUCGACUGCUGGCAGAAGGAGCGCAGCCAGAGACCCAAGUUCUCACACAUCCACAACAUCCUGAGCAAGAUGGUGCAGAGCCCAGAGCCCCCGAAGUGUCCCACCUCCACCUGCACCAGGUCCCGCAGCACCUCCAUCCCCCUCACCCAGCGCACCUUCUCGGCCUUCCCAUCCUUCAGCUCUGUGGGGGAGUGGCUGGAAGCCAUAGAAAUGGGCAGGUACAAGGACAACUUCACUGCUGCAGGCUACUGCUACCUAGAAUCAGUGGCCAGGAUGACAGCCCAAGAUGUCCUCAGCCUGGGGAUCACACUGCCAGAGCACCAGCAGACCAUCCUGAGCGGGAUCCAGACCCUGCGGGCCCAGGUGAUCCAGAUGCACGGCCGAGGCGUGCAGGUGUGA